GUAGCGCGAAUUCAAAAAGCUGUACCAUGAAAUUACUCGAGCCUAAAUUGCCAACAGUGAAUCUUUUCAAAGCGACACGUCUGAAAGCUUGGUGGCCCCUAGUACGAAGAACCGAAAGCGUUGAUUACGUUCAAGCGGGUAAAAUAGAGAUGGAACUAUCGGCUCUGCGUGGCGUCGAGGCAAACGAAAACCCAGUAGGUAAAGGAAGAAAGCCUCCCCAAGAACUUCCAUUUCCCAACCGACCGGACACUUCCUACUCGUGGUUUUUCAAUCCAUGGAAAGCUUUUCGUCACGUAGUUUGCCGUUAUUACAAGUGGAAGAUCUUGAUAUGCAUAUCAUGCAUUCUACUCGUUUUCCUAGUUGGGAGCGCGAUCUAUGCAUUCCCGGGAUAUUUUGUUAAACGUCUUUUGAGAGCUUGAUUCUGUCGAGUCAAUUGUUUAAUUAAUGACAAGCGAACGAACUAACGAUCUAACCGAGUGUACGAUUGUGUAUUAUUAAAAAUAUUGAAUCGUUCCAACGAUAUAGAGAAAAAAUUAUCGAAAUUUCGCAUAGGACUGUGAAUCUAUUUGACUCAUAGAGUCAGGUAUUUACAGGGUAUGCUAUACGAGCUAGGAAAAGGGG
Vespula vulgaris is the source of this 621-nucleotide messenger RNA. RefSeq names its product otoferlin-like. The record is from RefSeq and is a predicted model, not a curated record. Bases 27 to 419 code for a protein of 130 amino acids. Gene Ontology annotation, molecular function: calcium ion binding; AP-2 adaptor complex binding. NCBI's taxonomy places the organism in Eukaryota, Metazoa, Arthropoda, Insecta, Hymenoptera, Vespidae. Gene Ontology annotation, cellular component: synaptic vesicle membrane; presynaptic active zone membrane. Gene Ontology annotation, biological process: plasma membrane organization; synaptic vesicle priming. The transcript is spliced from 3 exons.